UAUACGCAGACCCCCUGUCGGUGUGAAAUUUGAAAUCAGUUUCUCUAGGCUGCAUCCAUCCCUGUUCUGCAGUUAUGGCUGAGGGUGAGGCUUCACCAGCUGCGUCCGCAUCUCCUCCAGCUCUUCCAGCUCCUCCAGCUCCUCCAGCUCCUCCAGCUCCUCACCCGGCACUCCCCCAGGACGAGCCGGCAAUUGCUAUUGACCAUAAUGUGCGAUGCCAUGCCAGAUCCUCCACUGACGGUUGCUAACUGGCUGAUGUCUCCUUGUGCAAGAGGUUAGGCCCAGGCCGAGCAGGAAGAGAACGAUGAUGACACCGAUUCCCUGUAUGGCGGCUCGGUCGCCUCAUCGAGCGACUCCCUCCGCUCCUCGAUAAUGGCCUACGAGUUCGAGAACGGUCGUCGCUACCACGCCUACAAGGCCGGCGCGUACAUCCUGCCCAACGACGAGGAGGAGCAGGACCGUCUCGACCUCCAGCACCACAUCUACCUGUUCUGUCUCGGGGGUGAAUUGUACCUAGCUCCGAUCGAGAACCCGCUUCGGGUCCUCGACGUCGGCACCGGCACCGGGAUCUGGGCCAUUGACUUCGCGGAUGACCACCCGGAAGCACUGGUCAUCGGCACGGACCUGUCUCCCAUCCAGCCGAGUUUCGUGCCGCCUAACGUCAAGUUCUACGUGGACGAUUUCGAGCAGCCGUGGGAUUUCGAUGAGCGGGAGGAGUUCGACUACGUGCACUGGCGGUCGCUCUGUGGAAGCGUGAGCGAUUGGCCCAAGAUGUACGGACAAGCAUACAAGAGUCUGAAACCGGGUGGUUAUUUGGAGGUUCAUGAGUAUGAUGCUUGGAUCUUCAGCGAUGAUGAUCCGGACUUGGAGAAGGCGCCCUGGACUAGGGCUUGGCUGGAUGUGCUGGAGAGGACCAGUACGCAGCUCGGAAAGACGCUGAACGUUGGCCGUUUUCAGAAGCAGUGGAUGAUCGAUGCGGGAUUUCUCGACGUCAAAGAAAAGAUUUGCAAGGCCCCAAUGGGCCCCUGGGCUCGCGACCCAAAGCUCAAGGAACUGGGCAACCUGGAGCGGCUGCAUAUGAACGAGUCGGUCGAGGCGCACUCGAUGGCUCUCUACACGCGCGUGUUCCACUAUUCCAUGGAACAGGCAAAGGUCUCCUUCGCCAUGGUACGGAAGGAAUUCAACGACCCAGCCUUGCAUUUGUACACGGUAUAUCGGUUUAUAUACGGGCGGAAGCCAGAGACAUCAGAGAGCGUAUGAGUCUGACUCCUGUGUCCACCCUUUCAUUUGUUUCUUAUGAUGAUAGCAGCAACGACCAAUCUUCAUUCUGGAUAAAGUCCUCGAGACUCCUCAUCGGACAGUCAAUUCCCAACUAUGCAUAUAUGAUUAGCAAUACAAUCUUUGUCUUUAUCUGCAA
This is a messenger RNA of Monascus purpureus, 1417 nucleotides long. Lineage: Eukaryota; Fungi; Ascomycota; Eurotiomycetes; Eurotiales; Aspergillaceae. The record is from the annotation of a GenBank genome assembly.